UUUGGACCAAGGUGUCAGUCAAAGUGUAGUGAAAGACACUGUAAAGGAGACAACUCAUCUUGUGAUACUAAGAAUGGAACAUGCCAACAUGGCUGUCAGCCGGGGUGGAAGAGUCCAAGUUGAAACACUGCAUGUGAUAGAGGAUCCUAUGGCGUUGGUUGUCAAUUCAGUUGUUCAAGAAGACACUGCAAAGUGAGUACGACGAGCUGCAACAAGGUCAAUGGUUCCUGUGAAGGUCUGUGCCGGGACAGUUGGAUGGGAGUCGACUGUACAGGAUGUGAUGGGAAAUACGGACCAGAUUGUUCAUUAUCGUGUGAUGACAGACACUGUAAACAGAACAAUGCACCAUGUAAUCACUUGACCGGAUCUUGUGAUGGAGAAUGUAUGUCUGGUUGGCAAGGUGCUACAUGUUCUGACAAUUGCAGUAAUAUGACCUAUGGCGACAACUGUGCAAUGCUGUGUUCAGACAGACACUGUAGUAACACAGCGUCUUGUCACCAUGAGACUGGCCACUGUGUUGGUGGAUGUGCAUCAGGAUGGAAAGGAACAACCUGCUCGAAAGUAGAGUCUGCAGCAUCAACUGAUUUCCCAGUCGGAUCUGCAGUUGGUGGCAUUGUUGCUGCAUUGGUUGUGAUAGCUGUGGUCAUCGUUGUUAUCGUAUUUGUCAGGAGACGAAAACUGAACACAAAAGAUCACACGGAGCAUAGACCUGUUCCAGAAAAGACAGAAAACACUCUAGGUAAAGCACAUGGUGCAGCUGAAGGACCUAUCUACGCCAAUGUUGAACCAUCUGCAAGAAUUUCAACUGAAACCCUUGACAUAGACGAGACAAACGUCAGUGAUGUAGUGCCGGUAGUUGAUAGAGGAGAACCUGCAGGGGAACAGACAGAUGAGGAGGAGGAGGUCCAGGAUUCUAACACGUAUUACAAUGCUGAUCAACCAGCUCCUCUUCCGUUCAAUCUGCCAGAAGAAGGCUUUCACAUCUCAGAACUUGAAGGUAUCAUAGAGAACAUCAGGAGACAGCCUGGAGAAUUUGCAGCAGAAUAUCUCAAACUACCAAGUGGGUUCAAGCAUCCAUACACCGAUUCACAGAUACAAGAAAACAGAUGCAAGAACAGAUUUGCUGGUUACUACCCCUAUAACAAUAAUCGUGUGAAACUAUCUUUGCUGCCAAACAUACCACACUCUGACUACAUCAACGCCAGUUACGUCGAUGCAUACGGAAAGCCGAAUUAUUUUAUUGCUUCACAAGCUCCAAACAAAGUGACUUUACCAGAUUUCUGGAGAAUGAUCUGGGAACAGGACUGUGGACAAAUAGUCAUGUUGACAAACCUGAUGGAGGCUGGAAAGCAUAAAUGCGAGCCCUAUUGGAAGGAUUCGGGGUCAAUGAAUGUUGGGUAUUUUUACGUUGCGGUCACAGAAAUUACCGAACGAGCAGACUACGUCAUCAGAAAGAUAGAAGUCACCCAGAAGAAGUCUAAGAAGUGCAAGACGUUUGACCAUUACCACUUCACAUCAUGGCCUGACCACGGAGUACCUAAAGUGUUGGACUUACUGGAAUUCUUCUGGUUGACAAGAGAGACUUCCCCAUCCCGCCCUGGUCCUGUUCUGGUUCACUGCAGUGCUGGGAUCGGCAGAACUGGGACGUACAUUGCUCUACAUAUCCUGACAGACGAGAUGAACAAAACUGGAAGAAUCAACAUACUGGAUGUGAUGACCAAGAUCAGAGAUCAAAGGAAAAACAUGGUUCAGACAAAGAAUCAGUAUGAAUGCAUUUUCACGAGUAUGCUUGAGGUUGCAACGUAUGGACAGACAAGUAUGACCACAUCUACGUACACACAGGGAUAUGAUGAACUGAAAGGAUCUAUGAGCAUGGGCCGCAAAACACUCGAUGAUCUGGCUCAGGUAAUUGCAACAACUGACAUAUCUGAUACAGAUCUUCCACUGAAGAACAAGCUGUGGGUUGGUGGAAAGGACGAUCUCUUUGUUGUUCAGGCCCCUUCCACACUGCUGAGUAAAGGUUAUCUGUUGGUUUACACUCCACAAAGAACAGAAAAUCUGCUGUGGAAACUGAUCAUGGAGAAUGAUGCACUGACUCUUGUCACUCUGGGUAACAAGAAUGACGCAUUCGUCCCUGGUCCAAGCCAUUCCGGUAACUAUGGAAACGUGACUGUGACGACAGUGACAGAAACGCAUAUUUCAAGAGAGAUAACAUUAAGAAUACUUAAUGUUGAAAUGAAGGAUUCAGAUGAAACGAAGGAAAUAGCAAACUUGUCUGUGCAGUCUUGGAGUGACAUAUCUAACACUUCCACACUGAUAAGUUCUCUAACAACACUGACAGAACAAAUCCUGGACAGACAGAACAGUCUGAAAUUUCACCCCGUCACGGUCAUUUUCGAUGAAUCUGACAGAAAGGAAGGUCUGUCAUUGUGCAUACUGAACAACAUCAUGUCUGGAGUUUCCCUUGACAAGCGAGUUGAGAUAUUUAACAACGUCAGAAGACUCCAGUCAGUUCUGCCAGGUGUUCACUUAUCAGCGGACGACUUCAAACUUUUCUGUGAUCUUCCCUUUGCUUAUCUCGAUUCCACAGGCGUGUAUGCUAACAUGUAAACUGACCAAUGUCCACAUUUUAGUGUUCACUUAAAGCAGUGGUCAGCGGUGACCAUAUGUGAGGAAUGUGUAACAUAUCAACAUGGAGUUCAUUGAAAGCAAACUGUGUGUCGUGUAGCAUAGGCCAUGAUGGUAAUAGAGGAAUGUUUAAUAAACAAAACAAAAACAAAAACAAUAUGGACUAAAAGGACAGUAAGCUAUAACAACAUCAUGGAUAACAAUCUUUACCAAAUAAGUACAAGUGUAUUCAAAAUAGCAUCUUUGCAGCUGCUAGGAUCGAUCCCUGUUGGUGGUCUAUUGGGCUAUAUUUCGUUUCAGUAAGUUCACCACGACUGGCAUAUCAAAGGCCGUUGUAUGUGCUAUCAUGUCUGUAGGAUGGUGCAUAUAAAAGAGCCCUUGCUACUAAUGAAAAAUCGUAGCGGGUUUCCUUUCGAAGACUGUAUGUCAGAAUCACCAAGUGUAAAUCAAUGUGCUCUAGUGGUGUCGUUAAACAAAUCAAACUUUUGUUUUUAACUUUGCAGCGAAAUCGGUGAUAUAGUGGGUAAACGAUCAGACCAUUAAGUUGGUUGGAAGAUAUUAAAGGGACAUUCCUGAGUUUGCUGCAAUGUAAGAUGUUUCCGACUAAUAAAAUAUUUCUACGAUUAAACUUACAUAUUAAAUAUAUUUUCUUGUUUAGAAUAUCAGUGUCUGUAUAU
Messenger RNA from Gigantopelta aegis, 3305 nucleotides. Its product is annotated as receptor-type tyrosine-protein phosphatase epsilon-like. Gene Ontology annotation, biological process: protein dephosphorylation. The transcript has 23 exons. Lineage: Eukaryota; Metazoa; Mollusca; Gastropoda; Neomphalida; Peltospiridae. Gene Ontology annotation, molecular function: protein tyrosine phosphatase activity. The record is from RefSeq and is a predicted model, not a curated record. The coding region runs from base 256 to 2610 and encodes 784 amino acids.